Molecule: messenger RNA, 1053 nt
Organism: Trichomonas vaginalis G3
Lineage: Eukaryota; Parabasalia; Trichomonadida; Trichomonadidae
Product: regulation of centriole replication
Exons: 1
Coding region: 1-1053 (350 amino acids)
Biological process (GO): peptidyl-serine phosphorylation; autophagy
Cellular component (GO): cytoplasm
Molecular function (GO): protein serine/threonine kinase activity; ATP binding
Source: RefSeq, a predicted model, not a curated record
AUGGCAAAGCAUUCAAUGGAAUUCCUCACAACAUAUCCAGAGGUUCGUGAGUACUCAUUCGUUAAAGAACUAACGAGUGGUGCUCUAAACGGUUCCUGGAAAGCUGUGAAUAAGAAUAAUCAAAACUUUUAUGCAAUUAAGUCGAUUUUAAAGACUUCUUUUCAAACUCCAGAGCAAAAUGCGAAAUUUUUAAAUGAAAUAUACAUCCUUAAACAAGUUAAUAACAAAUACAUCGCUUCACUUGUUGAUUUGAUCGAUGAUUCCAAUGCAUAUCACGUAGUAACUGAGCUCCCAGAAGGAGUAUGCCUUAGAGAAUAUAUAGAAACGAAUGGCCCACUUAGCGAAAAGUCUGUGAAAGAUAUUAUCGCGAAGUUAUUUUAUAUUGCUUAUUAUACCAGGGAACAGCUUGGCUUUAAAUACUGUAAUAUCAACGCCGAAAAUAUUUAUGUCGAUAGCAAUGGCACAAUGACUAAAUAUCUAUUAGGUUCUGAAAGUUCCAUCUCUUCUUCAGCGAAUAACCCUAAAAUAAUCCCGUUUUUGGCUCCAGAAUUCCUUUCUACCCAGAAAUUCCAUCCUAACUCUGACACAUGGUGCUUCGGUUGCAUUACUUUCUUUUCAUUAACAACAAGAAUUCCAUUCCUCGGAGCAACUCCUGAAGCGACAAUCAAAGCAAUAUUAACAUCACAUGAGACUAUCCCUGAUACAGUUUCUGAGCCUGGAAAGCAGUUCAUUGAGCGUUGUUUGAUUAAGAAUCCUUUGAUGCGUCUUAAUCUUAACGAUUUAUACUCCGUUAGCUUUCUUGAAAAUGUUCCAAUGGAAACUCCUCAAACAUCAAACGAAAGAAGGUUCUCUGGCACUUAUAUCGAAGAUAAGGAAAAAACAGCUCACCUUUCAGCACUUAGUCAAGCAAGAAGAUGCUCAGAAGCAUUUGCCUCUGGUGAUGGCCCAUCAGCGUUUGCAAAAAAGCCGAUGGUCAAAGUUUCCUACAAAUCAGGCUUUUCUGGACUCAAACGUACCGCUGCAAAAGGCAAGACUGAGACCCACCUCGGAUAA